Pimephales promelas (fathead minnow) is the source of this 780-nucleotide messenger RNA. RefSeq lists its product as uncharacterized. Lineage: Eukaryota; Metazoa; Chordata; Actinopteri; Cypriniformes; Leuciscidae. The record is from RefSeq and is a predicted model, not a curated record.
UGGCAAGAUGGCCGCCGGUGAUGACGAUGGAAACUCCGCCGUAACACUUCUAGCCUUUAUCUAUGGUACUGAGGCUGUGAGAGCUGAUUUCUGCUCAGAGGACGUUUGGCCAUGCAGGUCAGGUUACUAAUGAGAUGCGCGCGCUGGCUGCUGCUGCUGCUCCUCCGUGAAACAGGUGAAGACACAUUCAAGCUCUUCACGGUGAAGCAGGAGCUGGAAUACGUCGAGAAACAGAUCCGUGGUCUGCUGGUGAAGCAAGCCGAGCUGUUGGAUCGGCGCUCAACGCUUAAAACAUCACGUGCCGACGCUCACAAAUCAGUGGUUAGUGACGUUAACUCUUUGACUCCCACUUCAUCUACUCCGUGUGUUCCUCUGCCCAGGAGGACGCGAUCAUCUCGGGCUUCAUUCACUCCGGCACCGAAACAACAACAUGGACCAUGGAUCACACAGCGGAAGACACGAGACAGGACCAGAGCUACCUCUCCGCCCCUCGGAGCUGUUGUGCUGCACGCGGGAGCGAACGACAUCAGGCUGCAGCAGACGGAGGUUCUGAAGAAGGACUACAGGAGCCUGAUCGAGACGGACAGAGCCAGGCUGUACCGUGCAGAAGGACUCCACCCCAGCAGAAUCGGAGCUGCUGUGCUGUCGGACAACAUCUCCAAGACGUUACGGACCAGAUGACUAGGACCUUCUACCUUACGGACCGGGUCGGCGCGUAUGGUUGGGUUGCGGAGAGUUCAGGUUACGGAGAGUUUGUGAGAUAGUGGUUUUCUAACACCG